GUUCCGCGGAUCUUGUAGAAAAGCUGUCGUGCCACUUUGUAGUCGCGGGCCGGCGAUCGCGGGAGCCCGCCGCGUUUCCUCGUGGGAAGAUAAUAUUCGAUCGAUCGCGAACCCGCCGAACAGAAAUUCGAUUUCGAUCGUUCCACUUUCGCCGGGGGCCGUGUCGCGACUCCGACGUUUCACCUGGAUUUAAGGACAAGCGGCGAGCGUCCCGCCGCGAAUCCUCGCGCGGAUCUCGAGAGGAUCUCUAGCGGAUCUCUAGCGGAUCUCCAGCGGUCAGCGUUCACCGUUUGUUCCGGUUGCAAAAGCGAACAGUUCGACGAUGGACAGCGCGGAGGUUUGCGAUCGAGACAGUUUGCGGUUCGACGAGGCCUGUCUGCGACUGCGAAAUCAACACGGGGAUCGGGACGCAUGGAUCUACUGGCUCUCCUCGGACUGCGCCGCGUGCCCGUACACUCGCGUCAAGCAGCUCGCAGCGAACUCGAGCUCCAGCAUCACGAUCGACACUCUCAAGUCGUCCACAUUGAGGGUCCUUGACGGCGAUGAUCCGAACGAAUACUUGUCCACGAAAAACAUUAGCAACGUGAUCUGCGAGCUGACGCCGAACCUAGGACAAUUCGGUGUCUACGAGCUGUCGGUUCGAUCGGAUGGCUGCGACGUCGAAGUGUUGACGGCACCCACGUACGUUUACACAGAGCUGUUCGUUAUUUUCGGGGUACUGAUAGUCGCCUUGUUCGGCCUGUCCAGCCUGAAAUUGUUAUGGCAUCUGUGCCGGAAGAAGUGCGCGAGACAUCAGGUGGACGACGCGACGAGCCAGCCCGUGAAACGUCGUGUGAAAGCAAUCGAUACAGUUCGAGGGGCGAGCAUUUUGUUAAUGAUAUUCGUAAAUGACGGAUCCGGUGGCUACAAGAACUUGGGCCACGCCACUUGGAACGGAUUGCUGCUCGGAGACCUGGUCUUCCCAUGCUUCAUAUGGAUCAUGGGGGUGUGCAUACCCGUGGCGCUGGCUGGUCAGAUAAAACGCAUGAAACCUAGGGUCGACAUCAUGAAAGGGAUCGUUAAGAGGAGCGUCCUGCUGUUUUUGAUCGGCGUGUCGUUGAACACGGCGAGCGUGGGUGCUCAACUCGAGACGAUCCGAAUAUUCGGCGUCCUACAACGAUUCGGCCUCACUUACCUAAUCGUCGCCUUGACCUAUCUAUGUCUGAUGAAGAAGCGGCCGGCGAAGUCGCAGUCUCCCAUGCUACGCGAGGUGCAAGACGUCUACGUGUUGCUGCCCCAAUGGUGCGUGAUGCUCGCCAUUGUCGCAGUCCACUGCGUCCUGACGUUCUGCCUGAACGUCCCCGGAUGUCCCACCGGAUACCUCGGUCCCGGCGGUCUGCACGACGAUGGGAAGCACUACGACUGCGUCGGCGGGGCAGCCGGCUACAUCGACAGGGUAGUGCUCAAAGAACCUCAUUUGCAUCACUCUCCGUCCGUUUACAAUGCCGGCCCCUACGAUCCCGAAGGGAUUUUAGGUACGCUUACGUCAACGUUCCACGUGUUCCUCGGACUGCACGCCGGCAUAAUUAUGAUGUCGUACAAGGACUGGAAAGCCCGGGUGAUUAGGUGGCUCGCGUGGGCUGCAGUGUUCGGCUGCAUCGGCUGCACCCUCCAUUUCACCAACCUGAUCCCGGUCAACAAGCACCUAUGGUCGCUGUCGUUCGUGUUCGUCACGACGUCCUUCUCUCUCGCGCUGCUGACCGUGUGUUACCUGCUCGUGGACGUUGUCAACCUGUGGAACGGCGGUCCUUUCCGAAUCCCCGGCAUGAACCCGCUGCUGUUAUACGUCGGCCACAUGCUGUGCUAUCAAAUCUUCCCGUUCCAUUGGAGCUACGGCAACAUGGAGAGCCGCGGGCUGCGUUUGCUAGAGUCGAUUUGGUGCGUUGGCUUGUGGACGGCGAUCGCGUACAUCAUGCACAAGAAACGAACGUACAUUUCGCUGUGAAACAUUCUGAAGAUUCUCGAAGAAACACCUUCCCGUUCCACUGGUUUUUAAUUGUCGAGAGGUCGUGGGUCUCCUACGGUCUCUAUGGUGCUAAUCCUUGUGACCCUCGAACCCUUCUGAUCCUUUCGACCUUACGUCCUCGGGAUUUUCACGAUCACCGCGACCGCCGCCUUGCAAUUUUUGCGACACUUACGCUCCCCGCGAUUUUUGUAAUUCGCGUGCGACACCUUUACGGUACUUGAGAUCAUUAUAGUUUUUAUAAACUUCA
Messenger RNA from Megalopta genalis, 2252 nucleotides. Lineage: Eukaryota; Metazoa; Arthropoda; Insecta; Hymenoptera; Halictidae. The record is from RefSeq and is a predicted model, not a curated record.